AUGCCCUCCAUGUUUGAGAAAAUUACCAAGAAAUUGGUCAAAGAGCUCAGAGACCGACAGCUCAGACCUGUCAGAUGCUUGGUGAGUGCCACCAAGAUACACCGGUUUUCUCUCAUACAGAGGAAGAAGGCUCGCUCUCGGUUUUGGCAACUACCUGAGGAGCCACUUGAUGUCUCCCUCAUGCACAUCCUGGAACCAGGUUCUUCGGUCCCAGACGUGGCUGGGGAAGAGUCUCCCGUCUUCACUUACACUGUGGUCAGGAAGCAGCAGGCGGCUGGGAGCGUGAAUGCUGGGGCAGAAGUGGGCAUCUCAGGGGGGAUGGCUGUGUGCCAAGAGUCCUCCCUCCAGUACCGGAUUGUCAGCACCCCACAUGAAACCUGGACAGAGCUUCAGAAGAGGAAACUGCCGGACUCAGAGCCGGCCUUCCUGAAGCAGUGCCGGGAAGCAGGGGUGAAUCUGUAUGUUGUGACCGACACCGUGGAGCUGCUCAACAGCCCUGUGCUGCAGGAUUUAAGCAGCAAGAAGAUCUCAGGGAAACUCUCCAACCCUCUGGAUAUUUGGGUCAAGGGUAAAGCAGAGGCAGAGGCUACCGAAAAGAGAGAGAAGCAGCUGACAGUGCCGAAGGGCUCGGUGCUGGCCUAUAGGAGGAAGCAGCUGGUUUUCCGCAGCAGAGGCUGGGACAUUCUUUACACCGCAGACGAUGGUGAUCGGAAAACCUUUCCAGCAGGCUUCAGGUACAUGGCAGAUGAUGAAGAGCAAGGCGUUCCAGUAUGCCACAUGAUGCCUGAAAUGAAUUUCUGGAUUCUACAAGAGGAGGUUUCCCAGGAGGUAGAAGCGGCCAAGCUCUCGAAGGACAUGCAGAACGUUGUGUUCUCCAACCUCCUGGCCAUGCUUAGGGACCGUGAGGCUCUUCAGGACCUCACGGACGAGCUUGAACAGGAACCCUGCGGUCAUUUGGACGGCCCUGGUGGCACCAUCCUGACUGAACUGCGAAAGGACUCCUGCUAUCCAGAGGUUGGCUCAAAGUGCCUCCUCCUUUACCUGCUUGAAGCCUUAAUGGUGCUGAGUGACAUCCAACAUGAUCUGCUGGCUCAGUCCAUGGAGAGGAGGAUCCUCCUUCCGCAGAGGGACCUGGUGAGGAGCAUCCUGGAGCCCAACUUCAACUGCUUCCAGAACAUUCCCUUUACCCUCCAGCCUGAGCUCCUCGCCCAACUCCAGGAGGAGGGCUUGGCCAUUACCUAUGAGCUGCUGGAUGAGUGUGGCCUGGAGAUGGAGCCGAACAGCCCCAGGUCAACCUGGGACCCGAAAGCCAAGGAGCCCCUGUCUGCCCUCUAUGGGGCCCUCUUCCUGCUGAACCAGCUGGCUGAGGCCUGA
Messenger RNA from Myotis daubentonii (Daubenton's bat), 1374 nucleotides. Its product is annotated as gasdermin-C-like. NCBI's taxonomy places the organism in Eukaryota, Metazoa, Chordata, Mammalia, Chiroptera, Vespertilionidae. The record is from RefSeq and is a predicted model, not a curated record. Bases 1 to 1374 code for a protein of 457 amino acids. The transcript has a single exon.